Molecule: messenger RNA, 1210 nt
Organism: Coregonus clupeaformis (lake whitefish)
Lineage: Eukaryota; Metazoa; Chordata; Actinopteri; Salmoniformes; Salmonidae
Product: interleukin-10 receptor subunit beta
Exons: 7
Coding region: 16-1110 (364 amino acids)
Molecular function (GO): protein binding
Source: RefSeq, a predicted model, not a curated record
AAUAAACUUCGGUCAAUGGAAACCUGCCUAGGCUUCUUCUGUAUUCUCAUCACGCAGCGUGGUUUCUCUUUCCCUCAAGUCUCCGCCCCAUUACAAAAGUACACAUCAAACUCUCCAGAUCUGCCACAAGCAAAUAUAGCCAACGGAACAUUUCAGUGUCGUUGGAUUACACAGAAAAUCUCUUGGGCAACAUGCAAUCUACGGUGUUUACCAUCUUCAGUGUUAGCUGAACUUCCAAGUCCCAGUAACGUCAGGAUUACCUCCAUCAACAUGGGACUAGUGUUGGAGUGGGAUUCCCCUCAGAACCACACAGAAAACCUCACCUACAGAUCAGAAUACAAAUGGGGCAACGAUAGGGGCAGCUACCAGGCUGUAUGUUGGAACACAACAGCCCGAAGUUGUGACUUCACCAGUCAUCUAAACAAAUUUGGAGUGUACAUUUUCCAAGUGAGGGUAGAACGAGAGGGGGAGACAUCUCACUGGGUGGAGACGGAGGAGUUUGUCAUGGAUGAACACACCACCCUAGGCCCUCCCAGUGUGACGCUAGUCUCCAGUGGUGCUGAUAUUGAAGUGAGCAUCAACGACCCAGUGCUCAGGAUCUCUGAGUUUAAAGAUGUCUACAACCGUGUAACCUAUAACAUCACCUACUGGAAGGAGGGCCAGGAGGAGUGGGCAAAACCGAUGAAAGACAUCCAGCUGCAGAAAGUGGUCCUGGCGCUGGAGCCAUGGACCAGGUACUGUUUUCAGGUCUGGGUGGUCACCGAGAGGUUCGUCAAACACAGCCAGCCCAGCAACAUUACGUGUGAGAGCACCUCAAAGGGCAAGGACAGGCCCUGGGUGGUAGCCCUGGUGACGUUUGUGGUGAUGGCUGUGACAGUGGCCUUGCUGGGUCUGGCCUUCUGGCGCUGCUACAGGGUGGUCAGCUUCCUCAGACCCAAGGCCAAGCUGCCUGGACAUUUCACAGUGUACCUGUUGGAUCCCCCGUGCUCCUCCGUCCUGGCCUUGCAGAACAGCCCCCAGCCUGAUGAGGUGUACCACGAGGUCACCAUCAUGCCUGUGGGGACAGAGACAGAGGAGAGAGAGCUCCCUCUGUUGGACGGAACAACAUGAUGCACAUAACCAGACUGACUGACAAUACAGAGAAUGGCCGUGUUCGAGAGCAUCAACUGGCUGAUCUAUAAAUAAUAUUAAAGAGUUAUUUAUGAUGCAU